UUGGUCACGAGAGAGAAACGUAGAGAGCGAGAGAGAGCGAGAGAGAGGCCACGACACAUUUGUUUGCGAAAGACGCAUUCAUUACAGUGCUGUUUGAAUCCUUCAAGGCAAGGACUACAAGGUGGUUAUUUUCUCUGGGAGUAAGGGCUAUGAUAGGAAGUACAAAGGGAAUACAGAGAUGACAGCCUUGGUGGUGAGAUGGCGUUUCAUCUGAAGUUCAGGACAUGGUGACCCCUGAGACGAUGGAGGAUAGGAAUGGAGUUUGCCUUGUGGUGGAGGACAAUGAGGGGGAUGCUCAGAUUCAAUACACCAAAUCUCAUCCACAGGGCCGGCACAACAGCAGACCUGACUGGUCAAAUGGUCAGUGUGUUGCUUCAGUGCCGAGCUCCUCAAUGCUAAACCCCAGGUUUGAUCUGUCCCAGUGUCAUGCACAACUGGAGAGGGAAGGCUUUCAGAUUCCAUUUGAACACAUGGAGACUACACUGAAAACAGCUCUGGAUGUCCCUUCAGUCAGGAGAUACAUGGUGUUCAACUCAGCUCAGUUCCAAUUUAUAAUGGCACCGUUGCUGUAUGUAGUGUUGUGGUGUGCUGUGUUCUCGUCCCUCCGCCUUAUCAUCACUGUUGGUGACUUCUGGGUCCUCUGUCUCUCUGUCAGCCUGGUCUCCAUCAUCCUCACCACAGUCAUCAUCUUCAUCCUUCACCACAGUAACAAUAAGGUCAACGUGAAUUUAGAUAUUCGGUUGGUCCAGGUCAACGAGAUGUUGGUGAGACACAAGCUGCUUGUGGGCAUGGCUGACUGGGUGGGAAACUGCACUGGAAACAUGAAGCUGUACUUUGUGUACUGGGACAUGUCCCCCUGUUUGAGGGCCUUAACUGAAAGUUUAGAGGAGCUCAGCUUUGUGACGACUGACACCCAGAACAAACUGAAGAGCAAAAUGUCCCACCUCGUUCUGGUGACCAAGGCCUCAGCCGGUGACCCUGAGGCCCGCAGCUCAGAUGUGGAGGAAGAGGGCUCCGAUGAACAGAGGCCUCUGCUGGGAAAUGGCAACAGCGGCACCAGUACCUCAUCCAACCAGCAGAAGGACACCGAACUCACCACAAACUACACCCUUGUCCCCGAUGCAUCUUUACCUCCUCAGGCUAAAGCCUACCAGCUCCUGAUGACCUACAGUGCAGCUUAUGUGAAGCUUCUGGUGUCUGAGAGGCUCUCAGGACCAUCACAACACAGACUCCAGAGGAGUCAUUGCACUGCUGCCCCCCUCUGCCUCUGUCAGUACAUCAAACUGAAGCUCCUUAAAUAACAGAGCAAAGCAAACCAGAAACACAGAGCAGCUGGAAUACACAUAUGUUGAGACUUAAACAAACUGGCAUAUGGGAGCAGUUUUCUUUGACGUCAGUGUGGAUUAAGAACAUUUUGAUUCACAGAAAGACUCAUCAGGAUCUUUGGACUCUUGCCUUUCUUGGUUUUAAGUUUGUCUCUCUCGCUGUACCUUGGCUGUUGUUCUCUUGCCAGGUCUGUUUGCACCAGCUGGAUGUUUACUCAUUUGCACGCUGCCAAACGCUGUCACAGCAGAACACAGGUCCGUCCAGCUGCUGUAAAACAAUGUUUGUGCUCAUGUCUGCACAGCAAUCAGCGUAAGGAAUAAGCACUGCUUAUUCCGGUUUACAUGAUUUGCACAUUUAUUAAACGCAGGUUACAGUAUAUGUGUAUAUAUGGAUUUUUCAUGAGUAAAUUUUUUUACUAUUUCCAUUUUAUGUUAUUUUAUUAAUCUGUGUCACUACAUUAUAGAGGGAAACACUGUAGUGCAUUUGCUGUACAGCUGCAAUUUUCCCAAAAUACUGCAAAGUACUGUUAAAGAUUAAAUGAGCGAUUCUCCAUCAUUUUCCUUGUGACCACAGAAAAAGUAGUUUCUACUCCAACAAGUCCUAAACCCGUAACCCUGAUGACCCCCAACCCUAACCCUAAUUUUUUAAAAUAAAUUUCCCAAGUCUUGGCAAUCAGGGGACAAAGACUGACACAUAGUAAACUAACUGAUGAUUUUUGGUCAUCAAAACAGUAAAUGAAAAUGGCAAAGCAAUUUCAUAUUUGCCUUUAAAAUGCACUGAAGCAUUAGCUAAUUGUAGUUAACUGAAUGAACUUAUUGUACCACAGUAC
Messenger RNA from Archocentrus centrarchus (flier cichlid), 2155 nucleotides. RefSeq names its product transmembrane protein 268 (gene tmem268). Lineage: Eukaryota; Metazoa; Chordata; Actinopteri; Cichliformes; Cichlidae. The transcript is spliced from 9 exons. The coding region runs from base 225 to 1301 and encodes 358 amino acids. The record is from RefSeq and is a predicted model, not a curated record.